Coffea eugenioides is the source of this 765-nucleotide messenger RNA. Its product is annotated as syntaxin-22. Gene Ontology annotation, cellular component: SNARE complex; membrane; endomembrane system. The transcript is spliced from 6 exons. The record is from RefSeq and is a predicted model, not a curated record. Gene Ontology annotation, molecular function: SNARE binding; SNAP receptor activity. Bases 1 to 765 code for a protein of 254 amino acids. NCBI's taxonomy places the organism in Eukaryota, Viridiplantae, Streptophyta, Magnoliopsida, Gentianales, Rubiaceae. Gene Ontology annotation, biological process: vesicle fusion; intracellular protein transport; vesicle-mediated transport.
AUGACGAUACGUGGUGAUCAGACGAAGCAAGACUGUAGUCGGGCGCUGGCCGGCGAUGUCUUUCGAAUCAAAACAGCCCUGGCUGCCUUUCAACGCCUCGUUUACAACCUUGGAACUCCUAAGGACACCCCUCACCUCCGCCACAAACUGCAUACAUCAGUGCUACAAAUUGGGCAAUUGCUCGAGGAUGCUUCAGCCAAGCUUAAGCAAUCUACCCAAACUCACCCUCAUGCUCCAGACGCUGCCAGCAAGAAGAUUUUUGAUGAGAAGCUUGCGAAAGAGAUUGCAUACAUUCAUAGAGAGUUUCAAAAAGCCCAAAGGCUUGCAGCAGAGAGGGAAUCAGCUUAUGCUCCUUUGACUCCCCACCAAAUUGUGUCAUACAGUGAUAGCCCCAGUGAACCGGAUAUGAAGUCGAUGAGGAGUAAAGAGCAUGCGUCUCUUAUGAUCGAUGCAAGAAGUCAGGACGUGAUUAAUAUGGAAAGCGAAAUAGUACUGAAUGAAGCCAUAAUAGAAGAAAGGGACCAAGGCAUCAAAGAAAUCCAGCAGCAGAUUGGUGAGGUGAAUGAGAUAUUCAGGGAUUUAGCUGUUCUCGUACGUGAACAAGGAGCUAUGAUUGAUGAUAUCGAUACAAAUAUUGAAGGCUGCCGAGAUGCUAUUGAUCAAGGCACUUCAGAACUCACAAAAGCAUCAUCCAAGAUCCAACGAUCUAAUUCCUCUACGGUGAGUGCCUCCUCCUCCUCGCUUUUGUUGUUUGUAACUUUGUAG